UGUAUAAUAUUGCUGGAGCAUAGUCCUAAAGGAACUGAUUGACAGCAGCAACGUCAGCAAGAGGGGGGAGACUCAAAGGGGAGGGAGAAAGAAGGCCAAAAAUUCUAUCUCUGAGAAACAUUUUUUAGAGAAGAUCAAGGAAAAGUUUCUGUGGGAUCUGGGAAUGUCUCCUCACUGCAGUCUGUGAUCAGUGUGAAGGAUGCAUACACUGGACAGGGACCAUUUCAGCAGUACCACUAGUUGUUUCUAAUUCUCCUGUCAAAAGCUGACCCUCAUCUCUCAGCCUUCAGUUUCUGCACCAUCAUCGGUCCUACUCAGAACCAAUCUGAUUCUGGCCAGACUUUACUGCUUCUGUAACAGGACAAAGAAGAAAAGGGCUUGUAAUCGAACCUAUUACUUUCAGGACAUGCUACUUCUUUUUAUUUGGAUGCAAUUGUCAAAAUAUAAGUGAAGUUUAAGACUUUGGACCCACUGAAGCCAGUGUUGUCCAUGCUGUUGUUGAAGUGUCAAUCCAGACCAUGCUAGAAAAAGAAAUGCUACAGGAGAAAAGCUUAUCUGAAGGUGAGGAUGGGUUUACAACAGGCCAAACUUCUGGACAUGUUGAAGCAGCAGCAGGAUCACCAGCAUUGGGAGUAGCUGGACUAAGCAACACGUUGAACAGUCCACAGAGCCAAGAUCCAGAGCAGACAAUAGAAAAUAUUAAAGUUUACCUUCAUGAGAAGGAACUGUGGAAGAAGUUUCAUGAAGCAGGAACUGAAAUGAUCAUAACCAAAGCUGGCAGAAGAAUGUUUCCCAGCUAUAAAGUUAAAGUUACUGGGAUGAACCCCAAGACUAAAUAUAUUCUACUCAUAGACAUUGUUCCAGCUGAUGAUCACCGGUACAAAUUCUGUGACAACAAAUGGAUGGUGGCUGGAAAAGCAGAGCCUGCAAUGCCUGGAAGAUUAUAUGUGCAUCCAGAUUCCCCAGCAACCGGAGCUCAUUGGAUGCGACAGCUGGUGUCAUUUCAAAAAUUAAAGCUGACCAACAACCAUCUUGAUCCCUUUGGACAUUCCCACCGUGAUAGAGAUGCUGCCCAUUCGCUGCACACCACGGAAACCAUAAUUAUUUUAAACUCCAUGCACAAAUACCAGCCCAGGUUACAUAUUGUCAAAGCAGAUGAAAACAAUGCCUUUGGAUCCAAAAACACAGCAUUCUGUACGCAUGUAUUUUCAGAGACAGCAUUUAUAUCUGUGACGUCUUAUCAGAAUCACAAGAUUACCCAGUUGAAAAUUGAAAAUAAUCCAUUUGCCAAAGGCUUCAGGGGAAGUGAUGACAGUGACCUCCGCGUGGCUCGCCUGCAAAGGACAGAACUUUUGGAGUCACUCUGCACAUGCUCAGUUUGCAAAGAAUAUCCUGUAAUUUCAAAAAGCAUUAUGAGACAACGAUUGGUAUCGAGUCAUCCUGGACAGCUGCCGAGCAAAUCAGACCUUAAUGCACUACAUAGCCACCAAGGCCUUCAGCAUUAUCAAUAUGAAAAUGGGGCACACAUACAGUUUACUGCAUCUGAUGCUCAGGAUCUGCCACUCAACACUUUCGCAGCGCAAAGAGAUUCUGGGUUGUUCUAUCACUGUUUAAAAAGAAGAGAGGGUGCACGCCACCUUGAGCUUCCUUGCAAGAGAUCUUACCUAGAUCCCUCUUCUUCUAUGACAGACGAUCACUACUUUCGAUCCCCUCCACCGUACGACCAACAGAUGUUGAGCCCAUCUUAUCGCAAUGAUGUCACACCCAGAGAUGCAUGCAUGUACUCUACUUCAGGACCAGAAAUUGGCGGAGUGUCAGGAGUUGAUGAUUUACCUCCACCACCCCCACCGUUAAGCUGUAAUAUGUGGACUUCUGUUGCACCAUACACAAGUUAUAGUGUCCAAACAAUGGAAACUGUACCGUACCAGCCUUUUCCGACUCAUUUUUCCACCACCGCCAUGAUGCCUCGCCUUCCAACAAUUGCAAGCCAAGGAUCGCAGCCUUCAAGUGAAUCUCACUUUAGUGUCUACAAUCAGCUUUCACAGUCUCAGGUACGGGAAAGAGUUCCCACUUCAUCUUUUCCUAGAGAGAGAGUUCACCCUUCUCUGUGUGAAAGAAAACCUCCAUCUCCUCACAUAAACACAGCCAAUGAGUUUUUAUAUUCUCAAAGCUUUUCUUUAUCUAGAGAAUCAUCCCUACAGUAUCAUUCAGGCAUGGGGACUGUGGAAAACUGGACCGAUGGAUGACUGCAGCUGCAACGGACUGAAUAAUUAAACUCCAGUCAUGUUCUAUUGACCAAGACAAUCUGUACUAUGUUGUGUUAACACCUGUGAGUAUCCUACACUUACGUAAACUCUUCUUCCAUGAUUCCAAAGGAAUACUAUACAGGGUAAAAUUAUCCAUCGAGAUGGCUUGUGUCUACCAUGUAUGCAACAUUGAGUUUAUCAAAACAGGAGUCAUAGCAGAUAUUCGUAGGAUUAAGAAAAAAAAUACAAUGAUGAAAUCACUAAAAUGUUUGCAUGCUGAAUAGCUAUUUAUAUCUAUACAUAUGUGUAUAUAUAUAUAAAAGUAUAUAUAUAUCUAUCAAAAAUGAGGCCGCGUUGAAGCUUUGCUUUUACAGAUGAUAUGCUUAAUAAAAAUUGUGAAUGUUACCAGGGUUUUUGAAGACAUCUAUUUAAGAUUUUUUAUGUUGAUGUAGAAAAAACGAAAGUAAAGAUGGCUAAUGGAAGUAAGUGAAAUAGCAUUUAUAUCUAUCAGACAAUAAUCUAUACCAUCUAUGAGAAAUCCAGAUUUACCCAAACAAAUUUGAAAUGUCAUUUUUAAGAUAUAUCAUAGAUAUUUUGCUUACAAUGAAUAAAGGGGGAUAAAAAUACAUUUUCUGAUGAUGCAGCAGUUCCAGUUGUUUUCAAUAAUGUUUAUCAUUUUUUGAAGCUAUAAAUUAUAUCUGAAGCUGAUGUCAAGUCUAAAUUUCAAGAUUAUAUUCUUGAAUCUAUUGCAUCCAUAAACCAUAAAUCUUUUUUUCAGAAAAGUAGCCACACUUUCAGACAUAAUAUAGAAUUUUUGUUUCUUUAUUGGUCAUUUUUAUUUCCUCUGGAAUAGUGAAAAACAUUAAAAUGAUGUUGUGAUUUGAUUUGAA
Molecule: messenger RNA, 3136 nt
Organism: Rana temporaria (common frog)
Lineage: Eukaryota; Metazoa; Chordata; Amphibia; Anura; Ranidae
Gene: TBX4
Product: T-box transcription factor 4
Exons: 12
Coding region: 519-2246 (575 amino acids)
Biological process (GO): cell fate specification; angiogenesis; regulation of transcription by RNA polymerase II
Cellular component (GO): nucleus
Molecular function (GO): DNA-binding transcription factor activity, RNA polymerase II-specific; RNA polymerase II cis-regulatory region sequence-specific DNA binding
Source: RefSeq, a predicted model, not a curated record